Molecule: messenger RNA, 1354 nt
Organism: Vigna radiata var. radiata (mung bean)
Lineage: Eukaryota; Viridiplantae; Streptophyta; Magnoliopsida; Fabales; Fabaceae
Product: periodic tryptophan protein 1 homolog
Exons: 7
Coding region: 42-680 (212 amino acids)
Biological process (GO): rRNA processing
Cellular component (GO): nucleus
Molecular function (GO): protein binding
Source: RefSeq, a predicted model, not a curated record
AGCAAAGAAAAGUAUUGAAAAACAAUGAUGUCGUCAAUUUCAUGGGUAUCAAAAGGAGUAUCAAAACCAGUUGUCCUCAUAACCGAAGCCAUGAAGGAGGAGAGAGAGGGAACUUCUUAGCUGUUGGUUCGAUUGAACCUAAUAUUCAAUUUUUUAACGUUGACGUUUUUACAGGGGAUGGAAAGGGAACGCCAUGUUUGGUGUUGGGUACCACUGAAGAUGAUGGCCACAGUGACUCUGUACUUGGUCUUGCAUGGAACAAAGAAUACAGGAAUAUAAUUGCAAGUGCCAGUGCUGACACGAAAGUGAAGAUUUGGGAAAUGGUUCAAGCUGUUGCUUGGAAUCCCCAUUCACCACGGUCUCUUCUUACUGGUUCGUUUGAUGGUACUGUUUUUCUGAAGGACGGGAGGAUUCCAUCACAUGAUGGUUGUAAGUGGAAACUCAAUGCUAAAGUAGAGAGCUUGGCAUGGGAUCCACACUCUGAGCACUCUUUUGUGGUGAGUCUUGAAAAUGGUACUGUUAGAUUGAUUGAUGUUAGGACUGCCAAGUCAGAUUCCGGAUCUGAGUUCAAUGCUAAUGAACAUGGCAAAGCUGUUACAUCAGUAUCCUACAAUCUGGCAAUUCCUAAUGUAUGUAUAUUCAACGUUUUAAUUAGAACUUGUAUAAAUUAUAUACUUUAGUUUAAGUCGGCUUUCAUGACCGCAUGCAGCUUCUCGCUACGGGAUCGUUGGACAGAAAGGUAACCGUGAAAGCAUUUCUGUUGUUUGUGUAUAGUGGUGGUGCUGUUUGUUAUUGGAAUUAUCUCUUAUAAUUGCUAAUAUAUGUUGCAGGUAAAGCUUUGGGAUUUGUCACACAACCAACCUUGUUGUGUGGCCUCUUAUUCUCCAAGAGUAGUAAGUUUAAUGUUCUCACCCAGAGUUUGAAUGUAUGAUGGGAAGUAGUUAUAUCAUUGUUAAAGUGAUGCUAACGUAAUUUUUUAUGGUGUUUCUUAGUGGCCUGUCUAUUCUAUUUCAUUCUCGGAAGAGAACCCUUUUUUGUUGGCUAUAGGAGGCUCAAAGGGAGAUUUACGAGUAAGUGAAACAUGUUCAUUGAAAGUUAUUAUUUCUGUAUAACAACAACUGGCGUAACUAUUAUUUGAAGUGAACGUGGUAAACUAACUGUUUUUAUAUAGGUAUGGGACACUCAAUCGUAUUCUGGAAUUUCUGAAAAAUAUGGGAACUACAUGAAGUAAUUGAACUAUGGAUCAAAUACUCAUUGAAUGCUGAAUGGAAAUGAAAGAUCAAACGAAAAGAAAAAAAAAGAGAAAUUUUAUAGAACCCUCGUCAUUUUGUAUUGCUCAGAACCCUCUUGCUCA